GCGGAAUAGCAUUGGCCAGCCCGCGGCCAUGUGUCAUGCGACGUUCUUGCAGCCGCAGCAGGGCGUGAAGGAUGUGACGCGCAGCAUUGCGCAGCUUGGGCGCCGGGGCCGCUGGGACGAUGUCCUGGCCGCUUGGAAGAGCUGCCGUUGCAACCAUUUGGAGACAGAUGUCAUGGUUUGCAAUGCUGCUGUGGCUGGGUGUCGCAGUGCCUGGCACGCCGCUCAGAUCCUAGUGGAGGCAAAGGGCAGCAGCUUGGAAGCGGAUGCAGUCACCUUGACCUCCCUCUUGCGCAGCUGGCGUGGUGGCGACUGGGAAAAGGCUUGCGCGGCCCUGGCCCAGGCCAGCAGCAGCUCUAUCCCGCCUGAUGCUGUUCUCUUUGCUGGCAUCCUGGCAGCCUGCAGCGCUGCUGGGCGCUGGGGCGAGGCCUUUCAAGUGCUGAGCGACUUGGAGGAUGUUUGCGACCAGCUCCAUCGCAACUCUGCGGCGGCUGCUUGCGAUACGGCAAAACGAUGGGACUUGGCUGUGACCUUGCUGGAGCUGGGGCGGCAGCGCAGGUCGCAGGUGGACGCCGUUGGCUUGAACUCUGCCAUCAGCGCCUGCGCAGGCGGCCCGUGGGAGCGGGCCAUGAUGAUCUUGCACAGCUUCGCCCAGUUCGGAUUUUUGCCGGAUCUCAUCAGCAUCAACACAGCCUUGAGUGCAGUGCCGGGCGAGCUGAUUCUGGGGCUUCUGCGUCAGCUGCGCCGCCAUCAGUUGCGACCCGACGUGCACACCUUCAGUUCUCUGAUGGUGGCCUACGUUAAGUCUGCAAAGUGGCAUCAGGCGUUGAAGCUUCUGCAGAGGAUGCCAAGGAGAAGGAUAAGGAGCAAUGCGUACACAUUCAGCUCAGUUGCUUCUGCGUGCAAAGAUCACUGGAAGCUGGCGCUGGGUGUGCUGUCGGACUCUAAGGCGCGCGCCUUGCCGGAAGCAGAGGCGCUGCUGGUGUCUGUGAUCAGCGCUUGUGAGGGUGGUGGCUGGAGGGCAGCGGUGCAAAUGGCAGUCUGGCCGUUGGCCUUAAAUGCUGCUGUAACAGCCGCUGGAGGCAGCGGCCACUGGCAAGAGGCCCUUCAAAUACUGGAGGCUUCCUUCCUUGUGGCCCUGCGGGCUGAUGCUGCCAGGUGCAAUGGAGCGAUAGGCAGCUGCAGCCGGUGCUCGAAAUGGGAGGAGGCGCUUCGACUCUUCAAACGGAUGGCAGAGGUUGGCCCAGAGCCAAAUGCCGUAUCCCAAAUUUCUGCCUUGAUGGCUUGCGGACGAGGCGACCAUUGGCAAGGGGCCGUGUUGCUGCUUUCAGAAGCUGAAGCGCCACAGGCCUUGGCCUUCUUCACAGCUUGCAGCGCCUGUGCGGCCCAGGGCCAGUGGCGCUGGGCGGUGGAGGUUGUUGCCAAGAUGAUUCGCGCAGGGUCCACGGCGAUCUCAGCAGAGACGAUCAACGCAGCAGUCAGCGCAUGCGAGAAGGGUGGCGGGCGUUGGGAGCAAGCCUUGGCAUUGCUGAGCCAGUUUGGUCGGGCUCGGCUGCCCAUCAGCAGCGUGGCCUUGAAUGCCGCCCUGAGCGCCUGCGAGAAGGCAAGGCAGUGGCAGCGAGCCCUGCGUUUGCUAUUUCUUCUUGACGGCCACGGAGGGGAGGGCUUCCUUGGAGUGCAGGCCACCGCGGUCAGCUUCAACGCAGCCGCCAGUGCCUGUGGGCGGGCGCGGCGUUGGCAGCGAGCUGCAGGCCUCCUGACCCAAAUGUCUGAAACUGGGACCAGGCCGGACUCCUACACCUUCAACGCUUUGGCCAGCUCUUUCGAUCGCGCUUCGCUUUGGGAGCAGGCUUUGGGUGCCCUGCGCCGCGCUCGCGUCGGGGAGCAGGCGUCCACGGUGGGCUUCAGCGCGGCCAUCAGCGCAUGCUCCAGUGCAAAAGGCUGGGCGCAAGCAUAUGCGGCGCUGCGGGUGGUGCUGGUGGAGCUACCGGCGGACGUCAUAUCAUUCAGCGCCGCGCUGACUAGCGCCACCUGGAACCAGGCCUUGGUCCUGUUCGCAGAGAUGACUCUCGCAAGUCUGCAGCUGGAGCUGAUCCCUUGCAGUGCUGGCAUCAGCGCUUGCGAAAGGGCCGGCCAGUGGGCUGCUGCUUUGGGCUUGUUGUCGGAGAUGUGGCUGCGGUCAGCGGAGCCCAGUGUCACCAGCGUGAAUGCGGCGCUUGCAGCAUGUGCUUUUGCCGCUUUGCAGCUCCUCAGGAAAGAGCAAGUCGAUGGCAUCCUGCUCUGGGCCUCCUCUUCUCUAUGCCCCUCAGGUCCUUGGAAGGUGACCUGAUCUCUGCAAAUUCGGUCCUUGCAGCCUGCGAGCGCCGAGGGAAAUUGGAAGCCAUCCAGGCUUUGCAAGAACUCACCGCUGCCUCCUUGGAAAGGUUUCUGAGACGCACAAGAGAGUUGAGAAAGGCCUACCAGUCACUGC
Messenger RNA from Effrenium voratum, 2467 nucleotides. Lineage: Eukaryota; Dinophyceae; Suessiales; Symbiodiniaceae. The record is from the annotation of a GenBank genome assembly.